AUUUGGAUCCGUGUCAAAGAUAUCAACAUGAGCGCCGUGGUCGUGAUCGCCGUCGUCGGCGCUGGGCGCAUGGGCCAGAUCCGACUGGCAGGGCUACAGUCCAGUCCCAAGAUGAGAGUCGCGUACGUCAUCGACGAGAACCUUCAGCAGGCGCAGACACUUGCGGCGCAAUUCAACGCCACUGGAGUCAAGACUCUAGCGGAGGCCUUGCAUGACCCUCAGGUCACUGCAGUAUGGAUUUCCACUCCAACUUUCACACACCUCGAGCUCAUUCGGGAAGCAGCUCAAGCUGGGAAAGCCAUAGCCGUCGAGAAGCCAGUGGCAGGGACACUCGCAGACCUCGAUGCCGCCUACCAAGCAUGCCAAGAUGCGUCAGUUCCUCUCUUCUGCUCCUUCCAGCGCCGCUUCGAUCCGCAUUACGCUGCCCUACGAGAUGCCAUCACGUCAAACUCCAUUGGCGCCAUCCAGUCCAUCCAAACCGUGUUCCGCGACCACCCGUGUCCCCCCGUCGAGUUUCUCAAGGCUGGCGGCGACCCUUUCCACGACUUGGCCGUCCAUGAUAUUGACUUUGUCUGCGAUGUCUUGAACGAGUACCCAUCGCAGGUGCUGGCCUUUGGCACGAGUUUAAACGCGGCUCUCCGUGAUGCUAAUGUUAUGGACAAGGCGUCCGUGUGGCUGCAGUUCCCGUCCGGCGUCGUGUGUACGAUGGACCUGGCGCGGCAUGCCAGCUACGGCUACGACCAGCGCAUCGAAGUGUUUGGUGAACUUGGGAUGCUGGACGUGCAGAACCUGCACAAGACGGCGCUGCGCCAGUCGUCGGCCGCAGGAGUGACCGAAGCGCCGUACUUGCACUCGUUUCCCCAGCGAUUUCGAGAUGCAUACGAGUUCGAAAUUGACCAUUUUGCCAGCAUCGUACUGUCCAACCAAGUGCCCAGCGUCACGUGGAGAGCUGCUCGCAAUGCCACGAUAGUCGCCGAAGCCUGCCGUCAGUCUGCGUCGCUCCGGCAACAGGUGACUGUUUCGUACGACUAAGUGCAUGUUUGACGGGAGGCAGACCUGGUGCUUUGAUGUUGCCGUACGUACACCCCUGGCGGUGGCCCUUGGGUUUCGAUUAUUCUAGUACAAGCAUAAACAAUGAGAAUCGAAUAGAUCGAGUAUAGGAGUAGUG
Molecule: messenger RNA, 1168 nt
Organism: Aphanomyces astaci
Lineage: Eukaryota; Oomycota; Saprolegniomycetes; Saprolegniales; Verrucalvaceae
Exons: 5
Coding region: 28-1032 (334 amino acids)
Biological process (GO): NADPH regeneration
Cellular component (GO): cytoplasm
Molecular function (GO): oxidoreductase activity; nucleotide binding
Source: RefSeq, a predicted model, not a curated record